CCCAGGCCUCUUGCCAUAGCCCUUCUUUAUUUGAAGUUUUGAUAUUUUAUUCAUCGAGAAUUUGGCGGCACUAAUUUUUAUUUUUUUUUGAACAUUGACAUACCAUGUACCUUGAUUGCUAAGAGGCUGGGUAUGCCCUUAAAUUUCGUGUUGACAGCACAAAGGUGUGCCUUGCUGGUCUCACCUUUGGGACUUCAGGGAGUCCUUCCAGGGACCCCUUCUCCCAGCUCUCUGGUUAGUGCUGUGCGCUGAAGGAAGGACCAUGCUGGGCUCUCCCAGGGGGGUGAGAACAGUGCGUGAGGGACCCAUGGGAAAUCUGCAGCCUGGUCCCUCUGUAGGAAUAAGGUGGGAGUGGAGGGAGGCGGGGGGGACAGAGCGGGGCAGAAGCUGGGGUACACUCCAGCUGGGGCCAACACAGGAGAGCAUGCUGGGUCUGUUUCCUUCUCUCCGGGUCUCAACGUGUUCUUGGAGUGUGAUGUCUUCCCACAGCACACCCCUCACCACUUGGACACACAUGUCCUUUUUUUUUUUCUCUCUAACCUCCAUUUCUGGGUUCCCCAUCCAUGAACUUCACAGCUGCAACUCCUGUGACUUCUCAUGGUGAGGCAGGGUAGGUGCAAAGCCAGGGCACACAGCCCACCAGCCCCUUGUCCCUCCCCGCUACAGCCUACCCACAGCUAAUCCAUGUUCAUGAUGAGCCCUUUUCUCCUUGGUUAGAGCAGAGAUUUCUCUCCGCUCCAGGCCCGGGAAGGACAUGGGGAAGCCUGGGUUUUGCAACUGUGUCUCUGUUCACUGGACAGACAACCGUGUGUAAGAAGAAGUCAGGAUGACCAUUUCAGACGCCAGACUAGAGUACCUGGAGGAAGUCGCCACUGUCAUGCUCAAGUUCAAGAUAGACAAGUGGAGCAAGCUGAUCGGAGCGGAAGAGAACAUGGCCUUAUUCACAGAAUUCUUUGAAAAGCCAGACAUUUUGGUUCUGGUGCUGACGCUCAACCCUGCUGGCAUGAUUGUGCCCUGCCUGGGCUUCCCGGAGUCCCUCAAGUCCAAAGGGGUUUACUUCAUCAAGACAAAGCCUGACAACGUCACCAAGGAGAACUAUAAGACCCGCCUCCUCUACGGGGACAUCAGCCCGACGCCUGUGGACCAGCUGAUUGCAGUGGUGGAAGAGAUCCUCUAUUCUCUGCUAAACCAAAGUGAGAACAUGGACGGAUGGCCCCGGGUGGUCUCAGAGGACAUCGUGAAACAGGUGCACCGGCUGAAGAACGACAUGUUUGUGAUGGGAGGCAAAAUCAAGGGGAAGACACUGCUGCCCAUCCCGGAGCACCUGGGCAGCCUGGACGGCACACUGGAGUCCAUGGAGAGGCUCCCCUCUUCACUGGACAACUCUCUCUUGCACGCCAUCGAAACCAUUAUCAUCGACUGGUCCCACCAAAUCCGGGACGUGCUGAGCAAGGACUCGGCCCAGGCCCUGCUGGACGGGCUGAACCCCCUGCCCCGCGUCGAGUUUGAGUUCUGGGACGCCCGGCUACUGAACCUCAAGUGCAUCCAUGAGCAGCUAAACAGGCCCAAAGUGAACAAGAUAGUGGAGAUCCUGGAAAAGGCCAAAAGCUGCUACUGGCCAGCCCUGCAAAAUGUUUACAUGAACGUCACGGAAGGGCUGAAGGAAGCCGAGGACAUCGUGCUUUACCUGAAGCCCCUGAGGGUGCUGCUGGAGGAGAUGGAGCAGGCCGACUUCACGGUGCUCCCGACCUUCAUUGCCAAGGUGCUGGACACCAUAGCCUUCAUCUGGGCCACCUCCGAGCACUACAAUACACCCUCCAGGACCAUUGUCAUUCUGCAGGAAUUCUGCAACCAGAUCAUCGAGAUGACACGAACCUACCUGAGCCCGGAGGAGGUGCUGAAAGGCCUGCAGGGUGAGAUUGAGGAGGUCCUGCUGGGCAUCUCCCUGUCCGUGAAUGUCCUGCAGGAGAUCUACCGCGCCUACGACUUCUGCUGUGCAAACAUGAAGCUCUUCUUUAAGGACAAAGAACCUGUGCCUUGGGAAUUCCCUUCAUCCCUGGCAUUUUCCAGAAUGAAUUCCUUCUUCCGCCGUGUCCAAACCAUAGAGAAUCUUUACAAAACAGCUAUUGAGUUUCUGAAGCUGGAGAAGAUUGAGCUGGGGGGCGUGAAGGGGAACAUCCUUGGGAAGCUGGUGACCCAAAUCUAUGAAGAGGUCUUUGAGCUAGUCAAGGUUUUUGCCGAGUGCAGAUAUGAUCCCUUGGACCCCGGAGAUUCGAGUUUUGACGACGACUAUGCUGAUUUUGAGACCAAAAUUAAAGACCUGGACAGGAGGCUGGCCACAAUCUUCUGCCAAGCGUUUGAUGACUGCUGCUCCAUUGAGUCCUCUGCCAAGCUCCUGUACAUGUGUGGAAGCCUCUUGGAGCGGCCUCUGAUCCUCACCGAGGUGGUGCCCAAGUACUCGGUCAUGCUGGAGAUGUUUAACACAGAACUGGACAAUGCUAAGAUCUUGUACGAUGCCCAGAUGGCAGCCUCCGCAGAGGGGAACAUCCCCCCAAUCCACAAAAACAUGCCCCCCGUGGCUGGGCAGCUCAAGUGGAGCCUGGAGCUGCAGGAGAAGCUGGAGGUGUCCAUGAGGCACGUGAAGCACAUUGAGCACCCGGUCAUGUCCAGCGUGGAGGCCAACCUGGUCUACCAGAAGUACGAUGAGAUGAUGGAGCUGCUCAGGGGCAGCCGGCAGAGGGCCUACCAGCAGUGGGUGGCACGCGUGGACCAGGACUGCCACUUCAACCUGGGCCAGCCACUCAUCCAGCGGGACCCGGCCACCAACCUCAUCCAUGUCAACUUCAGCAAGGCGUUGGUGGCAGUUCUGAGAGAAGUCAAAUACUUGAAUUUCCAGCAACAAAAAGAAAUUCCAGAUAGUGCAGAGAGUCUGUUCUCAGAUAAUGAAACCUUCCGGAAGUUUGUGGGCAACUUGGAGCUCAUCGUUGGCUGGUAUAAUGAGAUAAAGACUACAGUGAAGGAAGUAGAGUUUCCACUCAUAAAGUCAGAACUGGAAGAAAUGGACGUCAAGUUGCAGAGUGCGGAAACGACGUUAUUCUGGAACAGUGAAGGUGUGUUCCAGUAUAUUCAAGAGAUGCGAGAAAUUCUACAUAACUUGCAGAACAGGAUGCAAAAAGCAAAGCAAAAUAUAGAAGCAAUUUCCCAGACCAUGAAGGACUGGUCGGCCAACCCGUUGUUUGAGAGGAAGGACAACAAGAAAGAGGCCCUGCUGGACCUGGAUGGAAGGACGGCCAAUCUCAACAAGCGCUUCACAGCUGUGAAGGACGCCGGCGUGAAGAUCCAGGCCAUGGUCGCGGAAAACGCAGAGCUGUUCAGGGCAGACACACUGAGCCUGCCCUGGAAGGGUUAUGUCAACUACAUUGACAACAUGGUCUUAGAAGGAUUUGACCAGUUCAUCCGCAAAUCUCUGAAUUACCUGACGGACAACAUGGUCUUAGAUGAGAGCAUUGCACCCCUGUUUGAGAUCCGCAUGGAGCUGGACGAGGAGGGGCUCACCUUCAAUCCAUCCUUGGAGGUGGGCUCAGAGCGUGGCUUCCUGGCACUAAUUGAGGGCCUGGUCAAUGACAUCUACAACAUGGCCAGGCUCAUCCCCCGCCUGGCCAAGGGCAGGAUGAGCUACAAGACGGAUCUGGAGGACAUGACAGACCUCAUAGAGAUUCGGGAGGAGGUGUCCAGCCUGGUCAUCAAUGCCAUGAAAGAGGCUGAAGAGUACCAGGACUCCUUUGAGAGGUACUCCUACCUCUGGCUGGAUGACCCCCAGGAGUUCAUGAAGAACUUCCUGAUCUUUGGGCAUCCGCCCACUACAGAGGACUUGGACACCCGGACAGAUGAUGCCAUUCCCAAGACCCCACCUAACCUUGCUCAGUUUCAGCAGCAGAUUGACUCCUACGAGAAGCUAUAUGAGGAGGUGUCCAAGUGUGAGAACACCAAGGUGUUCCACGGCUGGCUGCAGUGUGACUGCCGCCCCUUCAAGCAGGCCCUGCUCAGCACCAUCAGGCGCUGGAGCCUCAUGUUCAAACGGCACCUGAUCAACCACGUCAUCAACAGCCUUGCUGACCUGGAGGCCUUCAUGAAAGUCGCCAGGACAGGCUUAACAAAGCCCCUCAAAGAGGGGGAUUACGACGGCCUGGUAGAGGUGAUGGGGCACCUGAUGAAGGUCAAGGAGAGGCAGGCGGCCACUGACAACCUGUUUGAGCCUCUGAAGGAAACCAUCAAGCUGCUCAAGUCCUAUGGGGAGGAGAUGCCGGAGGAGAUACACCUGAAGUUGCAGGAGCUGCCGGAGCAGUGGACGAACACCAAGAAGCUGGCCAUCCAGGUGAAGCAGAACGUGGCCCCGCUGCAGGCCAACGAGGUCAACAUCCUCCGGCGGAAAUGUCAGCAAUUUGAGCUCAAGCAGCAGGAGUUCAGGGAGAAGUUCCGGCAGGAGGCCCCCUUCGCCUUUGAUGACCCCGACCCCUACAAGUCCCUGAAUAAGCAACAAAAGAGCAUUGCGGCCAUGGAGAGCACCAUGGAGGCGCUGUCCAAGUCCGGCAGCCUGUUCGAGGUCACAGUCCCAGACUACAAGCAGCUCAAAUCCUGCCACCGGGAGGUCCGCCUGCUGAAGGAGCUCUGGGACAUGAUCAUCAUGGUGAACACAAGCAUUGAUGACUGGAAGACCACCAGAUGGAAGGACAUCAACGUUGAGCAGAUGGACUUAGACUGCAAGAAGUUUGCCAAGGACGUGAGGUCCCUGGACAAAGAGGUGAAAACCUGGGACGCCUUCCUGGGGCUCGACAACACGGUGAAGAACAUGAUCACAUCCCUGCGCGCGGUGAGCGAGCUGCAGAACCCCGCCAUUCGGGACCGCCAUUGGCAGCAGCUCAUGCAGGCCACGCAGGUGAAAUUUGAGAUGUCAGACGAGACUACCCUGGCGGAUCUGCUCCAGCUGAACCUCCACAAUUACGAGGAUGAGGUCCGCAACAUCGUGGAUAAGGCCGUGAAGGAGUCGGGGAUGGAGAAGGUGCUGAAGACCUUGGACAGCACCUGGAGCACGAUGGAAUUUGAGCAUGAGCCACACCCACGUACGGGCACCAUGAUGCUCAAGUCGGAUGAGCUCCUGGUGGAGACACUGGAGGACAACCAGGUGCAGCUGCAGAACCUGAUGAUGUCCAAGUACUUGUCCCACUUCCUGAAGGAGGUGACCAGCUGGCAGCAGAAGCUGUCCACGGCAGACUCGGUCAUCUCCAUCUGGUUUGAAGUCCAGAGGACCUGGAGCCACCUGGAGAGCAUCUUCAUUGGCUCCGAGGACAUCCGGAGCCAGCUCCCCGAGGACUCGAAACGCUUCGAUGUCAUCGACCUGGAGUUCAAGGCCUUGAUGGAGGAUGCAGUGAAGACACCCAAUGUGGUGGAAGCCACCAACAAGCCGGGUCUCUACAAUAAACUGGAAGCCCUGAAGAAAAGCUUGGCCAUGUGCGAAAAGGCUUUGGCAGAAUAUUUAGAGACCAAAAGACUGGCUUUCCCAAGGUUCUAUUUUGUGUCUUCAGCUGACCUGCUGGACAUCCUCUCCAAUGGCAACGAUCCUGUAGAGGUGAGCCGCCACCUGUCCAAACUCUUCGACAGCCUGUGUAAACUGAAGUUCCGCCUGGACGACAGUGGGAAGCCGCUCAAGUUUGGCCUGGGGAUGUACAGUAAGGAGGAGGAGUAUGUGGAGUUCGACCAGGAGUGCGACCUCUCAGGGCAGGUGGAAGUGUGGCUGAAUCGAGUGCUGGACCGAAUGGUCGCCACCCUCCGACACGAAAUUCCAGAGGCCGUGGUGACGUACGAGGAGAAGCCGCGGGAGCAGUGGAUCUUUGACUACCCAGCCCAGAUCGCCCUCACGUGCACCCAGAUCUGGUGGACCACGGAGGUGGGCCUGGCGUUUUCGAGGCUGGAGGAAGGCUAUGAAAAUGCUAUCAAAGACUACAACAAAAAGCAGAUCAGCCAGCUGAAUGCGCUUAUCACACUGCUCAUCGGGAACCUCAACCCCGGGGACAGGAUGAAGAUCAUGACGGUCUGCACCAUCGACGUGCAUGCCCGAGACGUGGUGGCUAAAAUGAUUGUUGCCAAGGUGGAGAGUUCUCAAGCCUUCACCUGGCAGUCCCAGCUCCGGCACCGCUGGGAUGAGGAGAAGCGACACUGCUUUGCCAACAUCUGUGAUGCCCAAAUCCGGUAUUCCUAUGAGUAUCUGGGCAACACGCCACGGCUGGUCAUCACCCCCCUCACUGACAGGUGCUACAUCACCCUGACACAGUCCCUCCAUCUGAUCAUGGGCGGGGCGCCUGCUGGCCCUGCUGGGACUGGCAAGACGGAGACGACCAAGGACCUGGGCAGAGCACUGGGCACCAUGGUGUACGUCUUCAACUGCUCCGAGCAAAUGGACUACAAGUCCUGUGGGAAUAUCUACAAGGGCCUGGCCCAGACGGGGGCCUGGGGCUGCUUUGACGAGUUUAACCGGAUCUCGGUGGAGGUCUUGUCCGUGAUUGCCGUGCAGGUAAAAUGUGUCCAAGAUGCAAUUCGGGCCAAGAAAAAAACGUUUAAUUUCCUCGGAGAGAGGAUAAGCCUCAUCCCCACCGUCGGCAUCUUCAUCACCAUGAACCCCGGGUACGCGGGGCGCACGGAGCUGCCUGAGAACUUAAAGGCCCUGUUCAGGCCAUGUGCUAUGGUGGUCCCUGACUUUGAACUGAUCUGUGAGAUCAUGCUGGUGGCCGAGGGCUUCCUGGAGGCGCGCCUGCUGGCCAGGAAGUUCAUCACCCUCUACACUUUGUGCAAGGAGCUGCUGUCUAAGCAGGACCACUACGACUGGGGCCUGCGUGCCAUCAAGUCUGUGCUGGUGGUGGCUGGUUCCCUGAAGAGGGGGGACCCCAGCCGGGCAGAGGACCAGGUGCUCAUGAGGGCCCUGAGAGACUUCAACAUCCCCAAGAUCGUGACCGAUGACCUGCCCGUGUUCAUGGGGCUGAUUGGGGACCUCUUCCCAGCUCUGGACGUGCCUCGGAAGCGAGACCUGAAUUUUGAAAAGGUCAUCAAGCAGAGCAUCGUGGAGCUCAGGCUGCAGGCCGAGGACAACUUUGUGCUGAAGGUGGUGCAGCUGGAGGAGCUGCUGCAGGUCCGGCACUCCGUGUUCGUCAUCGGGAACGCGGGCAGCGGCAAGUCUCAGGUCCUCAAAUCCCUCAAUAAGACCUACCAGAACCUGAAGAGGAAGCCAGUGGCUGUGGACCUGGACCCCAAGGCCGUCACCUGUGACGAGCUCUUUGGCAUCAUUAACCCAGCCACCAGAGAGUGGAAAGACGGCCUGUUCUCCACCAUCAUGCGAGACCUGGCCAACCUCACUCACGACGGCCCCAAGUGGAUCGUCCUGGAUGGGGACAUAGACCCCAUGUGGAUCGAGUCCCUCAACACCGUCAUGGAUGACAACAAGGUCCUCACCCUGGCCAGCAACGAGCGAAUCCCCUUGAAUCGCACCAUGAGGCUGGUAUUUGAGAUCAGCCACCUGAGGACAGCCACCCCUGCCACGGUGUCCAGGGCCGGCAUCCUCUACAUCAACCCAGCAGACCUGGGAUGGAACCCGGUGGUGAGCAGCUGGAUUGAGAGGCGCAAAGUGCAGUCGGAGAAGGCCAACCUGAUGAUCCUCUUCGACAAGUACCUGCCCACCUGCCUGGACAAGCUGCGCUUCGGGUUUAAGAAGAUCACACCAGUGCCUGAGAUCACGGUCAUCCAGAUGAUCCUGUACCUGCUGGAGUGUCUGCUCACGGAGAAGAACGCGCCGCCCGACUCCCCCAAGGAGCUGUAUGAGCUCUAUUUCGUGUUCGCCUGCUUCUGGGCCUUUGGUGGGGCCAUGUUCCAGGACCAGCUUGUAGAUUAUCGAGUCGAGUUCAGUAAGUGGUGGAUCAACGAAUUCAAAACCAUCAAGUUCCCCUCCCAGGGAACUGUUUUUGACUAUUACAUCGACCCCGACACUAAGAAAUUCCUGCCCUGGACAGACAAAGUGCCCAGCUUUGAGUUGGACCCAGAUGUCCCAUUGCAGGCCUCCCUGGUCCACACCACCGAGACCACCCGUAUCCGCUACUUCAUGGACUUGCUCAUGGAGAAAGGCUGGCCCCUGAUGCUGGUGGGGAACGCGGGGACGGGCAAGUCGGUGCUGAUGGGGGACAAGCUGGAGAGUCUGAACACAGAUGACUACCUGGUGCAGGCUGUACCCUUCAACUUCUAUACGACCUCGGCCAUGCUACAGGGUGUGCUUGAGAAGCCUCUGGAGAAGAAGUCAGGGAGGAACUAUGGGCCACCAGGCACUAAGAAGCUGAUCUACUUCAUCGAUGACAUGAACAUGCCUGAGGUGGACAAGUAUGGGACGGUGGCCCCGCACACCCUCAUCCGGCAGCACAUGGACCAUGGGCACUGGUACGACAGACAGAAGCUGACGUUAAAAGACGUCCACAACUGUCAGUACGUGGCCUGCAUGAACCCCACUUCCGGGUCCUUCACCAUCGACCCCCGACUUCAGCGCCACUUCUGUGUGUUUGCUGUGAGCUUCCCUGGCCAGGAGGCCCUCACGACCAUCUACAACACCAUCCUGACCCAGCACCUGGCCUAUCGCACGAUCCCCAUGGCAGUCCAGAGGAUGAGCAGUCAGCUGGUGGCUGCAGCUCUGGCCUUGCAUCAGAAAGUCACGGCAACAUUUCUUCCCACGGCCAUUAAGUUUCAUUACGUCUUCAACCUCAGGGACCUCUCCAAUAUUUUCCAGGGGAUCCUAUUUUCCACGUUAGAGUGUCUGAAGAUCCCCCUGGACCUUGCCCGGCUUUGGCUGCAUGAAGCUGAACGAGUAUACGGUGACAAGAUGGUUGAUGAAAAGGACCAGGAAACAUUGCGUAGAGUCACCAUAGCUUCCACCAAGAAAUUCUUUGAUGAUCUUGGUGAUGAACUCUUAUUUGCCAAACCAAAUAUCUUCUGCCAUUUUGCUCAAGGGAUCGGAGAUUCCAGAUACCUUGCAGUAACUGACAUGGCGCAUCUGAACAAGCUACUAGUAGACGCCCUAGACAGUUACAAUGAAGUGAAUGCAGUCAUGAAUUUGGUGCUGUUUGAAGACGCGGUGGCUCACAUCUGUAGGAUUAAUCGCAUCCUGGAGUCUCCCCGGGGGAAUGCCCUGCUGGUAGGGGUGGGUGGCAGCGGUAAGCAGAGCCUGUCUCGCCUGGCGGCGUACAUCAGUGCCCUGGACGUGUUUCAGAUCACCCUCAAGAAAGGAUAUGGGAUCCCCGACCUCAAGCUUGACCUCGCUGCUCAGUACAUCAAGUCUGCCGUGAAGAAUGUACCCUCGGUGUUCCUGAUGACAGACUCCCAGGUGGCCGAGGAGCAGUUUCUGGUGCUGAUCAAUGACCUGCUGGCCUCUGGGGAGAUCCCUGGGCUGUUCACGGAUGAGGAGCUGGAGAACAUCAUCUCCUCCAUGCGCCCGCAGGUCAAGUCCCUUGGCCUGAACGACACGCGGGAAACAUGCUGGAAAUUCUUCAUUGAAAAAGUGCGCCGACAGCUCAAGGUGAUUCUGUGUUUCUCCCCCGUGGGCUCUGUCCUGCGUGUGCGAGCAAGGAAGUUCCCUGCGGUGGUCAACUGCACGGCCAUCAACUGGUUCCACGAGUGGCCAGAAGACGCCCUGGUGUCUGUCAGUGCCCGCUUCCUAGAGGAGACUGAGGGGAUCCCGCGGGAAGUCAAGGCUUCCAUCAGCCUCUUCAUGGCCUACGUGCACACCACUGUCAACGACAUGUCCAAGAUAUACCUGGCUACCGAGAGGCGCUACAACUACACCACCCCCAAAACCUUCCUGGAGCAGAUCAAACUGUACCAGAACCUGCUGGCCAAGAAGAGGAUGGAACUUGUUGCGAAAAUUGAGAGGCUGGAGAACGGGCUGAUGAAGCUGCAGAGCACAGCUUCCCAGGUGGACGACCUAAAGGCCAAGCUGGCCAUUCAGGAAGCUGAGCUCAAGCAAAAGAACGAGAAUGCAGACAAGCUGAUCCAGGUGGUGGGCGUGGAGACGGAGAAGGUCAGCAAAGAGAAAGCCAUCGCUGAUGAAGAGGAAGUGAAGGUCGAGGUCAUCAACAAGAAUGUCACUGAGAAACAAAAGGCUUGUGAGACGGACCUAGCCAAAGCAGAACCAGCUCUGCUGGCCGCACAGGAAGCGCUGGACACUCUGAACAAGAACAAUCUGACGGAGCUGAAGUCCUUUGGGUCCCCCCCGGAUGCCGUGGUCAAUGUCACGGCCGCUGUCAUGAUCCUGACGGCACCCGGGGGCAAGAUCCCCAAGGACAAGAGCUGGAAGGCUGCGAAGAUCAUGAUGGGCAAAGUGGACACCUUCCUGGACUCACUGAAGAAGUUUGACAAGGAGCACAUCCCCGAGGCCUGCCUGAAAGCAUUUAAGCCUUACCAAGGCAACCCAACCUUCGACCCUGAGUUUAUCCGCUCCAAGUCCACGGCCGCUGCAGGCCUGUGCUCCUGGUGCAUCAACAUCGUCCGCUUCUAUGAGGUCUACUGUGACGUGGCCCCCAAGAGGCUGGCCCUGGAGGAGGCUAAUGCAGAGCUGGCAGAGGCGCAGGAGAAGCUGUCCCGGAUCAAAAACAAGAUUGCCGAACUCAACGCCAACCUGAACAACCUAACGUCGGCCUUUGAGAAAGCGACAGCUGAGAAAAUCAAGUGUCAGCAAGAGGCCGACACCACAAAUAGGGUUAUCUCUCUGGCCAACAGGCUGGUGGGUGGACUAGCCUCAGAGAACGUCCGCUGGGCUGAAUCGGUGGAGAACUUCAAAAGCCAGGGCAUCACGCUGUGCGGGGACGUCCUGCUCAUCUCUGCCUUCGUCUCCUAUGUGGGCUACUUCACUAAGAAAUACCGAAAUGAACUGAUGGAGAAAUUCUGGAUCCCUUAUGUCAAUCACUUGAAGGUCCCCAUCCCGAUCACCGAAGGCCUAGACCCCUUGAGCCUGCUGACCGACGAUGCGGAUGUGGCCUCUUGGAACAACCAGGGCCUCCCCAGCGACCGCAUGUCCACUGAGAACGCCACCAUCCUGUGCAACACGGAGCGCUGGCCCCUGAUCGUGGACGCCCAGCUUCAAGGGAUCAAGUGGAUCAAAAACAAAUAUGGGAAUGAACUGAAAGCCAUCCGCCUGGGACAGAAGAGCUACCUCGACAUCAUUGAGCGGGCCAUUUCAGAAGGGGACACUCUGCUCAUUGAGAACAUUAGCGAGACGGUGGAGCCCGUGCUGGAUCCCCUGCUGGGCAGGAACACCAUCAAGAAGGGAAAGUACAUUAAGAUUGGUGACAAGGAGGUGGAGUACCACCCCAACUUCCGCCUGAUCCUGCACACUAAGUACUUCAACCCACACUACAAGCCCGAGAUGCAGGCGCAGUGCACCCUCAUCAACUUCCUGGUCACCAGGGAUGGCCUUGAGGACCAGCUCUUGGCUGCUGUGGUGGCCAAAGAGCGCCCAGAUCUAGAACAGCUGAAGGCUAACCUCACCAAGUCUCAAAAUGAAUUUAAGAUUGUUCUGAAAGAGCUGGAAGAUUCUCUCCUGGCCCGUCUGUCAGCUGCAUCGGGGAACUUUCUGGGAGACACUGCCUUGGUGGAGAAUCUGGAGACCACCAAACACACAGCCAGCGAGAUUGAGGAGAAGGUGCAAGAAGCAAAGAUCACAGAAGUUAAGAUCAACGAGGCAAGAGAGAGCUACCGCCCUGCUGCAGAGAGGGCGUCCCUGCUGUACUUCAUCCUCAACGACCUCAACAAAAUCAACCCCAUCUACCAGUUCUCACUCAAGGCCUUCAACGUGGUGUUUGAGAAAGCUAUCCAGAAGACGGCUCCUGCUGACGAGGUGAAACAGCGCGUGGUCAACUUGACCGACGAGAUCACCUACUCUGUCUACAUGUACACCGCCCGGGGGCUCUUCGAGCGAGACAAACUCAUUUUUCUGGCACAAGUUGCAUUUCAGGUCUUAUCCAUGAAGAAAGAGCUGAACCCAGUGGAGCUGGACUUCCUCCUGCGGUUCCCUUUUAAGGCUGGGGUCGUGUCGCCAGUGGACUUCCUGCAGAACCAAGGCUGGGGCGGGAUCAAGGCCCUCUCGGAGAUGGAUGAAUUCAAAAACCUGGAUAGUGAUAUCGAAGGAUCUGCCAAGCGGUGGAAAAAGCUCGUGGAGUCAGAAGCCCCAGAAAAGGAGAUUUUCCCAAAGGAGUGGAAGAACAAGACAGCCCUGCAGAAGCUGUGCAUGGUGCGCUGCAUGCGGCCUGACCGCAUGACUUACGCCGUCAAGAACUUUGUGGAGGAGAAGAUGGGCAGCAAGUUUGUGGAAGGCCGGAGCGUUGAAUUCUCUAAGUCAUAUGAGGAGAGCAGCCCCUCCACGCCAAUCUUCUUCAUCCUCUCCCCAGGGGUAGACCCCUUGAAAGAUGUGGAAGCCUUGGGGAAAAAGCUGGGAUUUACCAUAGACAAUGGGAAACUCCAUAAUGUGUCCCUGGGGCAGGGACAAGAGGUAGUGGCCGAGAACGCUCUGGACGUGGCCGCAGAGAGUGGACACUGGGUCAUUCUGCAGAACAUCCACCUGGUGGCCCGCUGGCUGGGCACGCUGGACAAGAAGGUGGAGCGCUACAGCAGCGGCAGCCACGAGGACUACCGUGUGUUCAUCAGCGCGGAGCCGGCCCCCAGCCCCGAGUCCCACAUCAUCCCCCAGGGCAUCCUGGAAAACGCCAUCAAGAUCACCAACGAGCCCCCAACGGGCAUGUAUGCCAACCUGCACAAGGCCCUGGACCUCUUCACCCAGGACACCCUGGAGAUGUGCACCAAAGAGAUCGAGUUCAAGUGCAUCCUCUUCGCCCUGUGCUAUUUCCAUGCCGUGGUGGCCGAGAGGCGCAAGUUUGGUGCCCAGGGCUGGAACCGGUCGUACCCCUUCAACAAUGGGGACCUCACCAUCUCCAUCAACGUGCUCUACAAUUACCUAGAGGCCAACCCCAAGGUGCCCUGGGAUGAUCUACGCUACCUCUUUGGUGAAAUCAUGUACGGUGGCCACAUCACAGAUGACUGGGACCGCCGGCUGUGCAGGACCUACCUGGCAGAGUACAUCCGUGCAGAGAUGCUAGAGGGAGAGGUCCUCCUGGCCCCCGGGUUCCAGAUACCCCCCAACCUAGACUACAAGGGUUACCAUGAAUACAUUGAUGAGAACCUUCCCCCCGAGAGUCCCUAUCUGUAUGGCCUGCACCCCAAUGCGGAGAUCGGCUUUCUGACGGUCACCUCGGAAAAAUUGUUUCGCACUGUCCUAGAAAUGCAGCCCAAAGAGACAGACUCGGGAGCAGGCACAGGAGUAUCCCGAGAGGAGAAGGUCAAGGCCGUGCUGGACGACAUCCUCGAGAAGAUCCCAGAGACAUUCAACAUGGCUGAGAUCAUGGCAAAGGCCGCUGAGAAAACCCCUUAUGUGGUAGUUGCUUUCCAAGAAUGUGAAAGGAUGAACAUCCUGACCAACGAGAUGCGUCGUUCACUGAAAGAGCUGAACCUGGGGCUGAAGGGGGAACUGACCAUCACAACUGACAUGGAAGACCUGUCCACGGCUCUCUUCUACGACACUGUGCCGGACACAUGGGUGGCCCGGGCCUACCCCUCCAUGAUGGGCCUAGCAGCCUGGUACGCCGACCUGCUGCUUCGCAUCAGGGAACUCGAGGCCUGGACAACAGACUUUGCCCUGCCUACCACUGUGUGGCUGGCGGGGUUCUUCAACCCCCAGUCCUUCCUCACUGCCAUCAUGCAGUCCAUGGCCAGGAAAAACGAGUGGCCCCUGGACAAGAUGUGUCUCUCUGUGGAAGUGACCAAGAAAAAUCGGGAGGACAUGACUGCUCCCCCCCGAGAGGGCUCCUAUGUGUAUGGGCUCUUCAUGGAAGGAGCUCGCUGGGACACCCAGACUGGAGUCAUCGCUGAAGCACGGCUGAAGGAGCUGACGCCAGCCAUGCCUGUGAUCUUCAUCAAGGCCAUCCCUGUGGAUCGCAUGGACACCAAGAACAUAUAUGAGUGUCCCGUGUACAAAACACGCAUCCGUGGCCCCACCUACGUCUGGACCUUCAAUCUGAAGACCAAAGAGAAGGCUGCCAAGUGGAUCCUGGCGGCCGUGGCCCUGCUCCUACAGGUGUAGCCCACCACACGCCCCGGCACAGUGCAGCCUAGCACAACUCAGAACCUCCACCCAGAAGCUCAGCCCUGCAACUCUUGCUGUCCUUCACAAGAAUGCAGAGUUGUUUUUGGUUCUCUUAAAUAAUCAGGUACUUUACAAACAAUACAUCUGGACUAACUAGAGGGUGAGGUUAACAUGGAAGAGGGGCACAGAUUAAAAACUGGAGCCACUCAGCUGCUUGUCUGAUUCACCUGCAACAGCCUUCGGCUCAUGCCUGAGCCACCAAGGGCCUGGCAUUGGCUUGGGGAGAGGCCCCAGGUCCUGGCAGCAAAGGCAAGCGUCCAGGAGCCAAACCCUGAACCCUGACUUCAUGGGGUGGGAGGUCAUUCAGGUUUGUUUUUCAACACAGUAGUGUGUGGCUGUCACACCAGGGAGGGGAAGGACAUUCCCCCACACAGUGUCUCCUCAGGCGACAUCCCCUUCCCUCAAGGAUAGGUGGACCCUUCAUGAUUAUGGUAAUGCCCACUCCAACCCCCACUCCCAGAAUUUGGAAGAACAAACUAUUCCACACAGGAACUCGGUGUAUGUGUCCCGGGAGGUCACCAGAUCUUACAUCCACUUUCUCUGUGGCAGCUCUGGCAUUUUCUCUCCUCUACUACCCCCACCAUCAGUCCCCACUUCCCGCCCACAUUGCAGGCUGGAUGCACCCACGAGAGGAGUGUGCUGGCUCGGGCUCCACGUGAGCUAGUCUAGGGUCAGGGGAGGCCCCUCCACAGAGAGCUGUGGUCCUGGCAUAAGGAAGGCCAAGGUCUCUGUUCUUCAUACAACUCCUUUGGCCUAUCUGUGACACAGUCAUUGAUAGAACCACCAUAAAAAAGUACCCGCGGGCGGCGCCGGCCCCAUAUACCGAGGGUGGUGGGUUCAAACCCGGCCCCGGCCAAACUGCAACAAAAAAAAUAGCCGGGCGUUGUGGCGGGCGCCUGUAGUCCCAGCUACUCGGGAGGCUGAGGCAAGAGAAUCGCUUAAGCCAAGGAGUUGGAGGUUGCUAUGAGCUGUGUGAGGCCACAGCACUCUACCGAGGGCUAUAAAGUGAGACUCUGUCUCUACAAAAAAAAAAAAAAAAAAGUACCCGCAACCUGCCCGGAGCCAGAGCUCAGGAAGAAAGGUGGUCUCCCUGCCCACAAGCUAGCAGAGAAGGCCUGAGAGGCAGCAGCAGGCCCUCUGUGCUCUGUGGGUGCCUGUCCCCAAGAAAUGGGCAGCUGCUGGGGGGUACUCGUGGAAGGGCUGCCAGAAGCAAGACCAGCGAACCCUAGACCUUUCAGACUCUGUGGCCCUGCUCAAGCAGGACGUGACAGCAAAGUAGCUGGGCUGCCAAACACACACAAGGGGAUCGAGAAGACUGGGGGUGAGGCAGGAGGAAGCUGAGCCACAGAUUGCAAGAAAGAUGGGUCCCUGCAGGGAGCAGUGGCUCACGCCUGUAAUCCCAGCACUGUGGGAGGCUGAGGAGGGAGAAUUGCUUGAGCUCAGGAGUUCAAGACUCGUCUGAGCGAAAGUGAGACCCCAACUCAUGAAAAAAAAUUAAAAAACCCAGCCGGGCGCCUGUAAUCCCAGCGGCUUCCGGAGGCUGAGGCAGCGGGGUGCCCGCAGCCCAAGUCUAAGAUUGCAAUUACCACACCCACUGCACUCUGCUCAGGGGCACAGGGUGGGACCCUGUAUCAACAACAACAACAACAAAAAAAAGUAAUAAGAAAGACGGGUCCCACGGGCACUGGGACCUGAAACAUCUGACAUUUAUUAGACUUAAAAGCAAAGUAAAGGGAACCCUCUCUAGCAAAGUUCUGUAAAAAUAUUUUUCCAAGUAUACGCACCCAAACCAUGGGUGAAGAGGCGGCCCAGGAAGUCUGCACUGAAGGUAAUGAUUCACAACAAUCCCAGGGCCUGGGAGGGGCUACCAUAGGAAGAAAGAAAACAGCCCAGGACACCCUCCCUGGGGCUGCAGUGGAGGCGGCUCAAGGCCACUGGCCUGGCUACUGGCAACUACUCUGCUGGCCAGAAGGGGUCACUGCAGCCCCUCGGGUCCAGCGGGGGGGGGGGGGGGAGGGGGGCAGGCCACUCCUGACCAGAGCAGAUAAAACUGCAGUGGCCACCAAGCAACAGGUUCCAAUCCCUGGUAAUAACCACAAAAUGUGAAGUUUUUCCAACUUUGCCUUUAGAUCCUGAAAUAAAACAGUAAUUUAUUCCACAUGUACACAUCAUGGGCAGGUAACAGAAUUGUCUCCACUUUCCACAAGAUGAUUCAACUCUGGGUUGUACUCCAGGGAUGAGAAGGCUGGGAUUAGGACCAAAGCUGGGGCAGCCCUUCCUGCUGCUGUCUGUUUCCCCAGGCUGCUCUGCCUCCAAGUCAGGGGACAGCACCUGCCCAGGACAGCCCUGAAGGUCAUUAGCAAAGACAAAGGGAGCAGUGGGGUGCAGAGGGCACAGCGGCAGAUUGCUCAAGCCCGGCUGUGGCACAAUGAUGUUGACUCUGGUCCCACAGACUCUGCAGGAAUGCGAGCUCUGUUUACCUAAAGCCUCUCUCCAAACAGAGUCCCAGUGCCUGAGCACAUUCCUUUGGCUCCUCCAGUCUAAUUGUCCCACAGGACAAUUUAAUAACUGGUCGGAACAAACAGUGUUAACUGAUGUGCUGCUACCCAGGGUGGCAUAGCCUAUGCCCUACUCCCAACCACUAAAACCUGCAGGUCUGCAGAGGUGAGCGGGGGAUGGGGGUGGGGAGAGAGAGAGGGUCUGAGAUUGUCCUUGUAUAAGGGUAGGCGCUCCCAGGUGCACACAGCAAGGCUGGCAGGCCACAACCAUUCAGGCCCCAUGAAAGGUGAGCAGCCCUUAAAGCUGCUUCCCAGAGGCAAAAAUAUAGGGACAGAACCCAAUCCUCCUCCCCUAAAGGACAGGCCCUUCUCACCCCAGUGCUCUGGAGCCAAGAGGCUUCUCUAUGGAAAGGCCUUUCUCUGUAGAAGCUCAAGCACCUUAAGUGAGGAAACUGGGCCAUGAGUUAUUGAAGCAGCUCCCGGAGACACCACUGGGGAAGGGGGCUGGCUUUUAUAAACACAGACACACAGACACACACACACAGGUGCAUUCAAGAUGCCCUGCUGUAAGAAGGUGUCACAAAAACAUUUUAAGUAGAUCCAAUAAAAAUAAGGUUCAGGGUGGCGCCUGUGGCUCAGUGAAUAGAGUGCCAGCCCCAUAGACACAUAUACAGAGGGUGGCAAGUUCAAACCCGGCCCCGGCCAAACUCCAACAACAAAAAAAUAGCCAGGGGUUGUGGCGGGCACCUGGAAUCCUAGCUACUCGGGAGGCUGAGGCAAGAGCCUAAGCCCAAGAGCUGGAGAUUGCUGUGAGCUGUGAUGCCACAGCAUUCUACCGAGGGUGACAAAGUGAGACUCUGUCUCAAAAAAAAAUAAUAAUUAAAAAUAAUAAUAAGGUUCAGGGCAGCGCCUGUGCCUCAAAGGAGUAGGGCGUCAGCCCCGUAUGCCAGAGGUGGUGGGUUCAAACCCAGCUCUGGCCAAAAACUGCAAAAAAAUAAACUAAGGUUCACUGGCCAGGCCUGGUGGCUCACACCUGUAAUCCUAGCACUCUAGGAAGCCAAGGAGGGUGGAUUGCCUGAGUUCACGGGUUCAAGACCAGCCUGAGCAACAGCAAGACCCUAUCUCUAAAGAAAAGAGCUGGGCACUGUGACAGGUGCCUGUAGUCCUAACUACUCGGGAGGCUGAGGCAAGAGAACCGCUUAAGCCCAAGAAUUUAAAGUUGCUGUGACCUAUGAUGCCACAGCACUCUGUUUAGGGCUACAAAGUGUAACUCUGUCUCCAAAAAAAAAAAAAAAAAGGGUUCAAUCUUUAAAAAAAAAAUAGAUUGCAAGGGGAAAAAAAUAGAGGAAUAUGCACUUACAAGAGACUUUGCCGGGCGGCACCUGUGGCUCAGUGAGUAGGGCACCAGCCCCAUAUGCCGAGGGUGGCGGGUUCAAACCCAGCCCCGGCCAAACUGCAACAAAAACAUAGCUCGGCGUUGUGGCAGGCGCCUGUAGUCCCAGCUGCUCGGGAGGCUGAGGCAAGAGAAUCCGUAAGCCCAAAGAGUUAGAGGUUGCGGUGAGCCGUGGGACGCCACGGCACUCUACCCGAGGGCGGUACAGUGAGACUCUGUCUCUACGAAAAAAAAAAAAAAAAGAGAGAGACACUUUGCCAACAUAUCACAAGGUGUAGGCCUUAAGCAAAUCUCAAGGUAAAGAAAUAAAAAAAAAAAAAUUAAGGUGGGCGGCGCCUGUGGCUCAAGGAGUAGGGCGCUGGUCCCAUAUGCCAGAGG
This is a messenger RNA of Nycticebus coucang (slow loris), 18544 nucleotides long. It is a transcript of the gene DNAH17, whose product is annotated as dynein axonemal heavy chain 17. Gene Ontology annotation, cellular component: dynein complex. Bases 827 to 14212 code for a protein of 4461 amino acids. Lineage: Eukaryota; Metazoa; Chordata; Mammalia; Primates; Lorisidae. Gene Ontology annotation, biological process: microtubule-based movement. Gene Ontology annotation, molecular function: minus-end-directed microtubule motor activity; dynein intermediate chain binding; ATP binding. The record is from RefSeq and is a predicted model, not a curated record. The transcript is spliced from 80 exons.